AGCCAAAAUGAAUAGCCUAGUCUCUGUGGUCGUAAGCAUCUAGGAGGGUCAUUACGGUUGAACACGCCCAGUUCCCUCGAUGCUGUUGCAUUGGGAGGGGUCUAGCACCUAAGGCACCAUUGAAUUAUUUUGCCGGUGAAUAGACGCAGAAUCACCGCGGCUGUGUGCAAUUCAGAGAAGCAAAGCGGCCGUCGGCUCUCCCUGGAUUGCAAUAUUCCAACGAUCGAAUCUUUUAGUUUUUUAUAGUCCAUCUACACUGAAACGACAACAUGAGUGAAAUCAACGUAAAAAAGCUUAAGGUGAACGAGUUGAAGGACGAGCUGAAGAAGCGCAAUCUCUCCGACAAGGGAUUGAAGGCCGAGCUUAUGGAGCGGCUGCAGGCCGCGCUCGAUGCAGAGGCCCAGGCCGAAGAGGAAGAAGCUGCCGCGGCAGAAGCAACGGAAGAAAGCGUGGCCGAGGGAACCGAUGUUGCGGUCGAACAAGAAGGCAUGGGUGAAGAAGAGCCAAAGGGCGAGAGCAUGGAGGCCGAGGAGCAAAAUGGAGACGGGGGUGAUGGUCAGGACGACGAAAUGGGCAAAGAGGAGGAGGAUGGGGACGCCGGCGUGGAAAUGGACAAAGCCCUCGAUGAAGAAGAAGAGGAGGAGGAGGACGAAGACGACGAGAUCAUAGACAAAAUCGACGAUGAAGAUGGUGAGCCUGAAUCUCAUCCAUUAGAGGGGGAUGCGGACAAAGACAUCAGUGCUGAUCAGAAGAAUAAGAAGGGUGUUAAGAGACGCCGGGAGGAACAUGGAAGGGGCUACUUUGAAUUUAUUGAAGAAAGCAAAUACAGCCGGUCCAAGUCUCCUCUGCCACCUCUUGAGGAAGAAGAUGAAGUGUUUGACGACACUCUGGCCUGCCUGGAUCCAUACAACUGUGACCUUAAUUUCAAAGUCUCCCGGGACAGGUACAGCGCCUCCUCUCUUACCAUGGAGAGUUUUGCUUACCUUUGGGCAGGUGGCCGUGCCUCCUAUGGCGUAAACAAAGGCAAAGCCUGCUUUGAAAUGAAGAUCACUGAGAAAAUCCCAGUCAAGCAUUUAAACAGCAAAAACGUGGACUUCCAUGAUGUCCAUGUUGGCUGGUCCCUGGCUAAUGGCAGUCUUUUGCUGGGUGAGGGGGAGCAUUCCUACUCUUAUUCGAGCAAAGGGAAGAAGACUUCAAACUUUGUGACCGAAGACUAUGGGGAGAAUUUUGAUGAAAAUGAUGUCAUCGGCUGCUUCAUUAAUUUCGAAGCAGAUGAGGUGGAGAUUUCCUACUCCAAAAAUGGAAAGGACCUUGGUGUGGCUUUCAAGGUCAAUAAGGAGUCCUUGGCCGGGCAAACACUGUUCCCCCAUGUUCUUUGCCACAACUGUGCGGUUGAGUUCAAUUUUGGUCAGAGGGAGACACCAUUCUUCCCUCAGGUGGAGGGCUUCACCUUCCUGCAGCAAAUUCCUGUGGAUGUGCGUAUCAGAGGACCUAAGGGACCGGAGACCAAGAAAGAUUGUGAGGUGAUCGUCGUGGUCGGCCUUCCUGGAUCUGGAAAAACUGCUUGGGUAAAUAAACAUGUUGAAGAGAACCCUGGCAAGUUCAAUGUCCUCGGCACCAACACCAUCUUGGAGAAGAUGAUGAUUGGCAGCAUGAAGAGGCAAAACAAAGACACAGCGAAGCUCUCAGCCAUCUCUCAGCGUGUUCCUUUGUUCCUGGGCAAGUUUAUUGAAAUUGCUGCCCGCAAAAAGAGAAACUACAUCUUGGAUCAGACAAACGUGUCUGCACUGGCCCAGAGAAGGAAGAUGUGUCUGUUUGCUGGCUUCCAACGCAAAGCUGUAGUGGUCUUCCCAACAGAUGAGGCCUUCAAGGAGAGAACACAGAAGAAAGCAGAAACCGAUGGCAAAGAUGUACCUGAGCAUGCCGUUCUGAAAAUGAAAGGUAUCUACACGUUGCCAGAGGUAGGAGACUGCUUCUCAGAGGUCACCUAUGUGGAACUGCAGAAGGAGGAGGCCGUCAAGCUCUUGGAGCAGUACAAGGGAGAGAGUAAAAGUGCUUUGCCACCCGAAAAGAAACCAAACCAGGGCACCAUAACCCCCAAAAAGGGAGGUGGACGAGGCAAAGGGCCUAAGAACCAGUUCGGUAGGGGUGGUGGUCCAGGCCCACGUGGAGGCAGAGGUGGAUUUCAGGCCCGUGGAAACUUCAGAGGAUUACCAGUACCACAUCGAGGUUUUAAUCGUCACCCGCGUGGCUACAUGCCACCACCGCCGCCACCCCCUGUCUUCCGAGGAGGGUUCCAUAGCCGAGGUGGAGCCGGUGGGAUGCCCAGCCGGGGAAUGGGCCCCAGGGGUGGGCACAUUAGAGGCGGCAGAGGUAGAGCAAUGGGCCGCGGAGGGCCUGCACACAGAGGUAACAUGCACCGCGGUGGAUCCAACAACAGAGGACACUUCCAGCCGAAGUUCCGUGGCAGAGGAGGCCAUCAGCAGAAUCGUGGUGGUUUUGGCAAUAAAAACGGAUCUUUUGCCCAAGCCUUCAACCAGAGCUGGCAACAAGGGUUCUGGAACCAGAAGCCAUGGAAUCAACAGUACCACCCAGGAUAUUACUAAGUGUGCAUUUGUAUUAAAGACUCAUGGCUUUUGUGCGCUGAAAUGCACAGCCACUGAAUAACCAUCCACUUUUACGGUCCUUGUUUAUUAUAAUUUUUUUAAAGGAAGUCCAUUUUUAAAUAAGAGAAGCAAGUGGCAAACAAACAUUCCGCCUACUGAAGUGAACAGUCUACGUUCUACAUAGAUGUGUGCUUGCUUCACUCUCUCAGAUUUUUGUAAAAUGUAUUUCCUCCCCCUUUUAGUUUGUAUCACAGCUUUGAUAUAUUGUUAUAUCAGGAAUCCCAGCAUUUGUCUUGUGUGAGGGAUGCUUUGAAUUUCAGGGUUGUGAAUUUUAUUCUGUAAAAUGUCAUUUUUACUCAAUGUAAAUUAUUAUUUUUCAAGUUUUUUUGUGUAAAGGUUGGUGUUUAAAAAUCCCUGUGAACUUUAAUCUUUUAGAAGCUUUUGUCAUUAACCAUUCAUAUUUACACAGCAAUUCUGCCCGUCAUGUUCAGUGGAGGAGUGAAAAUAUAUUUACUUCUUACAGGUUCAUGUUUUUCUUUAUUUGUUAGCCCAGACUGUAACAGUUACAUCAUAGGUUUGCAAUAAAUGAUGUGCUUGCUUUUCUGUGA
Molecule: messenger RNA, 3214 nt
Organism: Sinocyclocheilus grahami
Lineage: Eukaryota; Metazoa; Chordata; Actinopteri; Cypriniformes; Cyprinidae
Product: heterogeneous nuclear ribonucleoprotein U-like
Exons: 13
Coding region: 270-2606 (778 amino acids)
Biological process (GO): positive regulation of transcription by RNA polymerase II; alternative mRNA splicing, via spliceosome
Cellular component (GO): ribonucleoprotein complex; nucleus
Molecular function (GO): RNA binding; promoter-specific chromatin binding; protein binding
Source: RefSeq, a predicted model, not a curated record